This is a messenger RNA of Drosophila subobscura, 1277 nucleotides long. RefSeq lists its product as uncharacterized. The transcript is spliced from 4 exons. Bases 53 to 1255 code for a protein of 400 amino acids. NCBI's taxonomy places the organism in Eukaryota, Metazoa, Arthropoda, Insecta, Diptera, Drosophilidae. The record is from RefSeq and is a predicted model, not a curated record.
GGCCAAGUGCCGCUGGCUACACAGUUAACAGCCAGAACUCCUACCGUACAGCAUGGCGAAUCCUACUCUCGUGACUCAGGGCUCCAGCGAUCCGGCAUCUUUGCCGGCUUGGCUGGACCAGCAGGAGCUUCAGAGUCUGCUCAAGCAGGAGAUGGCUGGCUUCAGGAGCAUCCAGAGCAUUCGGGGCAAGUGGGAAAUGAAUCUGGUGCAACCCACCUUCAGUGUCCAGCUCCAGGUGGAGUGUGCGGGAAACAGGAAACGAGUCGUAAGUUACCUAGUGAAAUCCUCGGAGAAAACUCCCAGUGGUAGGCAGUUCCCCAUUGAAGGGGACUUCUCGGUGGAGCUGCGAAUGUACGAGGACAUUCUGCCCGCUCUAGAAGAUCUCUACAAGGACGCGGGACAGGCCAUUAAAUUCACUCCCCCAUUCCUCAGCACAAAACAGGGCAGCAGCUUCCACUGCCUUUUCUUGGACUAUGCCCAGACAAGGGGUUACAGUGUGGCCAAUACCCUCAACGGCCUGGAAAGUCCCGCCAUGGAGGCAGUUCUAUCGAAACUAGCGGCUUAUCAUGCGGCCACAGCCCGCUAUAUACAGACGAAUUCCGAUAAGAAAAGAGUGCUUCCAAAGCUCGUAGAAGGUGCGGCAGCGGCAGCGGCAGCGGCAGGUGAGCUGAAGAGCUUGCUUCAACUUCGAUUUCACGAGAGCCUGCGAUCGCACGACGCGAGAGAGUACGAAGACAAGGUGAAAGCGUUCCAGAAAUACGUCAGAGGAGCCAUAGACCAUUCAGAUACUAGGAACUCAUUCAAUGUUAUCCUGAUUGGGGCCUGUUUUCCCAACAACAUAUUGAACAACACGGAUGCUUUUGGCAACGUGAAGGACUCUCUCUUCGUCGACUUUCACGCCGCCAAAUAUGGACCCGCUGUCUACGAUCUUUUCAGCCUGCUUUUGACAGCACCGGCCAAGAAAUGCACUCGCUUUGAUGGCUUCGUGAAGUACUACCACGAUCGGCUAACAGCUAAUCUUACCCUGCUCAAGUAUCGGGGCAAGCAGCCCACCCUCACCGACUUGUAUCUGGAUCUGCUGAAGUACGGCCACUGGGCCUUUGAGGUGGCCACGGAGAUUCUCCCGAUCGUUCUCUCGCACUUUGACAGCGAUGACGCUGACAUCGUGGAGCUGGUCAGAAGUCCAUUGUUUUCGCUGCAGAUAAGGGAGCUUCUGCCCUGGCUGGAGAAUCGUGGCUACUUCGAAGAGGAAUAGGAAGCUUAUAAAGCUUGCUCCG